This is a messenger RNA of Alternaria metachromatica, 297 nucleotides long. RefSeq lists its product as uncharacterized. NCBI's taxonomy places the organism in Eukaryota, Fungi, Ascomycota, Dothideomycetes, Pleosporales, Pleosporaceae. Bases 1 to 297 code for a protein of 98 amino acids. The record is from RefSeq and is a predicted model, not a curated record. The transcript is spliced from 2 exons.
AUGCAGGCCUUCAGAAACCUCUUCAAGAACGAUCUCGUCCUAGUAGGCACGAACCUCACCGUUGUAGCCGGCUUCGCGACAUAUUUAGGCUCCCGGGUGACGAAGAAGCUGGAUCACAUGGAGGAGGAGCAGGAGGCGCGUCUGGAUGAAAUUGAAGGAACGCUACGCGGCCACAUUGGGCUGAUUGAGGACUCGCUGGACAGGAUCGAGGGAAAGCCGAAUGCUGGAAAGCAAGAUAAAUUGUAUAACCAGAGGACGAGAGAUGAGAAGGGAGGUGGGAAGGGACAGGACAAGUAG